ACUUUUUCCUCAUCUCAUUCAAAUAACCUAGACGACGAUCGUUGAGCAGAAUUGUUGAUAGAGUUGCAAGAAAACCUUUUCUUGUGAUAAAAUGCUGUUUAAAGCCGUCUUUAUCGUGGUGAUAAUCGCCAUGUUUUGGGGUGUUGACGGCAGAGAUGACGAGCACAGCGGUGUGGUAAAACGAGGCACCUUGAACAAGACAAACCAAGACUUACAGGCACUGAGCGAUGUUGUGAAAGCUUUGAAAGAAAGGAUGAAGAUUCUGGAGACGCGACAAGGAUGUUGUAAGGACGGAGCACCGGGUAAACCAGGAAAAGAUGGUCGUGAUGGUAUACCAGGAAAAGAUGGCGUCGGUUUACCAGGACGAGAUGGUCGUGAUGGCCACCAUGGCGCCCCAGGACCACGAGGAAGUCCUGGUUUGCAAGGUCCUCGUGGUGGUCAGGGACUAAGGGGACUUCCUGGUCCUAAAAGUGGUGGUGUUCAGUACACACGCUGGGGAAGGACCUCGUGUCCUUCUGGUGCUAAACUCGUCUACAAAGGUCGUGUAGGGGGAGAGCACUAYAACCAUCGAGGCGGRGGCUCCAAGUAUGUAUGCCUGACAGAGUCCCCCAAGUACGCGAGCUACAACGAUGCUCGUCAAAGGUGGUCAGCCUACAUGUAUGGUGCAGAGUACCAAACUAAAGAAAGCUACAAUCCAUUUUCACCCAAUCCUCACGAUCACGACGUCCCUUGUGCUGURUGCUUUGUUCCAAACCGYAAYGCCAAACUGAUGAUCCCGGCAACAUACGAGUGUCCCKCGGGAUGGUCCAAAGAGUACUGGGGAUAUCUUAUGGCAGAGCAUCAUACUCACCAAAAUCAGAAAGGUUUCAUUUGCGUUGACAAAGAUCCAGAAGUCGUCAAAGGUUCGGUUCACAGCCACAAUGGUGCUAUGUUAUACACCGUUGAAGGAAGAUGUGGCUCUCUGCCUUGUCUUCCUUACGUGGAAGGACGGGAACUGACAUGCGUAGUGUGUACCAAGUAAAAUUGGAGCAUGCGCAAAAUGUAUCAAGUGUUACGGUCACAUGAGCAAUAAUAUUCUUUAUGAUCUCUAUAACUCUCAUUGAAAUAAAACAAAAUAUGUAGUAAAGUGCAUAGUAAAAUAAAGCUKAUU
This is a messenger RNA of Exaiptasia diaphana, 1150 nucleotides long. Its product is annotated as collagen alpha-2(IV) chain. NCBI's taxonomy places the organism in Eukaryota, Metazoa, Cnidaria, Anthozoa, Actiniaria, Aiptasiidae. The transcript is spliced from 8 exons. The record is from RefSeq and is a predicted model, not a curated record. Bases 92 to 1021 code for a protein of 309 amino acids.